ACCGGUUUCAUUGUUUAGUCGGCACUGAGAAAUAAACACGUCGCCGGGAUCCUAAUCGUAAUGCGUGUAGCGAUCCUUCUGUUGUUCGUGGCGACCGCCGCAUCGGCGGUGGACUUGGAUUGGUGGAAAACUGCUUUAAUCUACCAAAUUUAUCCGCGUUCCUUUAAAGACAGCGAUGGUGACGGCAUUGGUGAUCUCAAUGGCAUAACUCAGAAACUUCCGUAUCUAAAAGAAACUGGCUUUGACGCAAUAUGGCUAUCCCCAAUCUACCUGUCUCCGAUGUACGACUUCGGUUACGAUAUCACAGACUACCGUCAAAUCGCCCCCGAAUACGGAACUAUGGAAGACUUCAAAAGGCUCAUGAGUGUGGCCAAGAGUAUGGGUAUUCGCGUUGUGCUGGAUUACGUGCCUAACCAUACGAGCAACGAGAGCGAUUGGUUCGUUCGUUCAGCGCGCAGAGAGCCCGGCUACGAGGAUUACUACAUGUGGACCGACGGUGUCACAGACCCUGAAACUGGCGACGUCAAACCUCCUAACAACUGGGUGAGCAAUUUCCGUAAGAGUGCUUGGGAAUUCAACAAAGUACGUGGACAGUACUACUUGCAUCAAUUUGUCAUCGGUCAGCCGGAUCUCAACUACCGUAGCGACAGAGUUCAAGAGGAAAUGAAGAACGUUCUACGUUUCUGGCUGGAUCUAGGUGUUUCUGGAUUCCGUGUGGACGCCGUCAACAGAUUAUACGAAGCUGACCCGAAAAAUUACGGAGGACGCUAUCCUGACGAACCUGUAUCAGGAAUCCCUGGUACUGUCCCCGACGACUACGAAUACCUCGAUCACAUCUACACCCAGGACAUGGACGAAACGUACGAAGUUGUUUACAACUGGAGAGAUCUUCUUGACGAAUACAUUCCAAAACAGGGCGAAUACAAGAUCAUGAUGACAGAGGCCUACAGCACCUUGAACAAUAUGAUCCGGUACUACGGCACGAAGACCAGAAAUGGAUCCAUUCCCUUCAACUUCAGUUUCCUCGGAGAUAUCACCAAAUCUUCUAACGCUUGGGAAAUCAAAACUGUCAUCGACAAAUGGAUGACCUACAUGCCUAGCGGAAAGACAGCAAACUGGGUUAAUGGUAACCACGAUCAAAGCCGAAUGGGUACUCGUCAAGGAGUCGACCGCGUUGACGCAAUGAACAUGUUAGCUCUUCUCUUGCCUGGAGUCGCCAUCACCUACCAGGGUGAAGAGAUCGGAAUGACCGACGGCGAGAUCAGCUGGGAAGAUACAAGAGAUCCCCAGGCCUGCAACACCGACGACCCUAUCAACUACUACAAGAAGUCCCGCGACCCGUGCCGCACACCCUACCACUGGGACAACUCUACCAAUGCCGGCUUUUCCAGUAACAUCGGCAAACCUUGGCUUCCAGUCGCCGAGAAUUACAGGAGUGUGAACUUGGCAGAACAAAUUAACGACCCCAAGAGCCAUUACCAAUUCUACAAAGACGUCGCAAGUGUGAGGAAGAGCCCGACGGUCAAAGACGGAGACUUGGACACCAGAGCUUUGUCGGAAUCUAUUCUAGUUAUCACCAGGUUACUCCCCGGCUCUCCCGGAGUGCUGGGUGUAGUGAACCUCUCCGAUGAAGCGCAGGACCUCGACCUCUCCUCACUGCACUUGUUACCUGCUCAACUGAGAGUCGUCGCUUCUGGCGUCGAUUGUUCCGUUGAGAAAGGAGCUGCCGUGUCGAAGAGUAACGUGCACGUAUCUGCACACUGCGCUCUACUUUUACAAACUGUCGACAACUGCUGUUAAUUGACCCCUGACAUACUCCUUGAUGAAAUAUUGUAUAUAAAAUAUACAAAUUAAAACGAUGAAUUUA
Messenger RNA from Vanessa atalanta (red admiral), 1867 nucleotides. RefSeq names its product maltase A1-like. Gene Ontology annotation, biological process: carbohydrate metabolic process. Lineage: Eukaryota; Metazoa; Arthropoda; Insecta; Lepidoptera; Nymphalidae. The transcript has 11 exons. Bases 61 to 1800 code for a protein of 579 amino acids. The record is from RefSeq and is a predicted model, not a curated record.